AUGAGAUUGAUUGAAACCUCGACGUUCGAGCUCUCGGAGUUUAUUGGAAGCCAUAUCCCUUUCUAUGCUAUUUUAUCUCAUCGACUUCGCGGAUGUUGCGCUCAAGCUGCGAAAGAUGGCUUUCAAUGGGUUUGGAUUGACUCCUGCUGUAUAGACAAAAGCAGCAGUGCCGAGCUCUCCGAAGCCAUCAAUUCCAUGUUCAAGUGGUAUGAGGGCGCCCAAGUAUGCUACGCAUAUCUCUACGACGUCACCUCGUCCAUUGACAACCUCUCCAAUGUGUAUGCUGAAUUCCGACGCAGUGAAUGGUUCACGAGAGGCUGGACGCUGCAGGAAUUGCUCGCGCCGCAAUGUGUGGAAUUCUACAACCGCGACUGGGUUGAGAUUGGUACCAAAUCCAGUCUCGCCGAGAUGAUAAAGAAAAUCACGGGCAUCAACCGCCUAUUCAACUACGAGCUCGCCUGCGUGGCGCAGAAGAUGUCCUGGAUGGCGCGGAGAGAAACCACGCGGGAAGAAGACAUCGCGUACUGUCUCAUGGGGCUCUUCGGCGUCAACAUGCCGACACUAUACGGUGAGGGAAGCAAAGCCUUUCUUCGGCUCCAACAAGAGAUUCUGAGCAAGUCCGAAGACGAAUCGAUAUUUGCGUGGGAAGGACCGCUGGGCGAGUUCCACGAAAGCGGGCUCUUGGCUCACUCGCCGAAAUGGUUUGGAGACUGUGCACAUCGUAGGAGAGUUCUGGAGACAAACCUUAAUCUCUUGGCUGACUGA
This is a messenger RNA of Mollisia scopiformis, 765 nucleotides long. RefSeq names its product HET-domain-containing protein. The transcript is spliced from 4 exons. Lineage: Eukaryota; Fungi; Ascomycota; Leotiomycetes; Helotiales; Mollisiaceae. Bases 1 to 765 code for a protein of 254 amino acids. The record is from RefSeq and is a predicted model, not a curated record.